This is a messenger RNA of Gracilinanus agilis (Agile Gracile Mouse Opossum), 2406 nucleotides long. It is a transcript of the gene RBBP4, whose product is annotated as RB binding protein 4, chromatin remodeling factor. Gene Ontology annotation, cellular component: nucleus; NuRD complex; ESC/E(Z) complex. Gene Ontology annotation, molecular function: histone binding. The record is from RefSeq and is a predicted model, not a curated record. Gene Ontology annotation, biological process: regulation of gene expression. Bases 76 to 1353 code for a protein of 425 amino acids. Lineage: Eukaryota; Metazoa; Chordata; Mammalia; Didelphimorphia; Didelphidae. The transcript is spliced from 12 exons.
CCUUCGCUGCGCCGCGACCCCGGGAUCCCCCGGCCCCUCCGCCCGUCAUUCCGUCCAUCAGCUUCUCCGCCCGCCAUGGCCGACAAGGAAGCAGCCUUUGAUGAUGCUGUAGAAGAACGAGUGAUCAACGAGGAGUAUAAAAUAUGGAAAAAAAAUACUCCUUUUCUCUAUGACUUAGUGAUGACCCAUGCCCUAGAAUGGCCCAGCCUGACUGCACAGUGGCUUCCAGAUGUAACAAGACCUGAAGGGAAAGAUUUCAGCAUUCAUCGACUUGUCCUGGGUACACACACAUCUGAUGAACAGAAUCAUCUUGUGAUAGCCAGUGUACAGCUCCCCAAUGAUGAUGCUCAGUUUGAUGCCUCUCACUAUGACAGUGAGAAAGGAGAAUUUGGAGGCUUUGGCUCAGUUAGCGGGAAAAUUGAAAUUGAAAUCAAGAUUAACCAUGAAGGAGAAGUGAAUAGGGCCCGUUAUAUGCCCCAGAAUCCUUGCAUCAUUGCAACAAAGACUCCAUCCAGUGAUGUCCUUGUUUUUGACUACACCAAGCACCCUUCAAAACCAGACCCUUCUGGAGAGUGUAACCCAGAUUUGCGCCUCCGUGGACAUCAAAAGGAGGGCUAUGGGUUGUCGUGGAACCCAAAUCUCAGUGGACACUUGCUUAGUGCAUCAGAUGACCAUACCAUCUGCUUGUGGGACAUCAGUGCUGUUCCAAAGGAAGGUAAAGUAGUGGAUGCAAAGACCAUAUUCACAGGACACACAGCAGUAGUUGAAGAUGUUUCUUGGCACCUCCUCCAUGAAUCUCUCUUUGGAUCAGUUGCUGAUGAUCAGAAGCUUAUGAUCUGGGACACGCGGUCAAAUAAUACUUCUAAACCAAGCCACUCAGUGGAUGCCCACACUGCCGAAGUAAAUUGUCUUUCUUUUAAUCCUUAUAGUGAGUUCAUUCUUGCCACAGGAUCAGCUGAUAAGACAGUUGCAUUGUGGGAUCUUAGAAAUCUGAAAUUGAAGUUGCAUUCCUUUGAGUCACAUAAGGAUGAAAUAUUCCAGGUUCAGUGGUCUCCUCACAAUGAAACUAUUUUGGCUUCCAGUGGCACUGACCGAAGGCUGAACGUCUGGGACUUGAGUAAAAUCGGGGAGGAACAGUCCCCAGAAGAUGCAGAAGAUGGCCCACCAGAAUUGUUGUUUAUUCAUGGUGGCCACACUGCCAAAAUAUCUGAUUUCUCCUGGAACCCAAAUGAACCUUGGGUUAUUUGUUCUGUAUCAGAAGACAAUAUCAUGCAAGUCUGGCAGAUGGCUGAGAACAUAUACAAUGAUGAAGACCCUGAAGGAAGUGUGGAUCCAGAGGGACAGGGGUCCUAGACUUCUCUGCACUGGUGCUGAUUUUUAGACUCCCCUUACUUCCCAACCUGAGAUUGACUUAACACUGGUUUUGAGACAGACAUUUUUUUGUCCAGACAUCCUUCUAUAGGCACCUGUUAACCCAGACAGUGAGUGAUCUCACUCUUAACUGAGGCAGGGGGGAGGGAGGGAGGGCUUGACUCAGCAAAGCCACACACCCAUAUUUAAUUUUUUUUUCCUGAGAACUUUUUAUGAGCAAAUCCAGCUCAAAAAUCUGAUUUUAGCCACAGAAAAUGGACCAUGAGCAUUUUCUUUUUCUUCCAAAGCUAUAACUGCAAGUUUUUCAGGCUAAUUUAACUAAAAUUAGGAUGGGAUAGGAUUUCUAUCCAAAUGAGGAGUCUGAGCCACUGAGGUAUUAGCAUUGUAAGAUGUCUGAACUGUUUCCCUUGUUUAUAGAGAAAUUCAGAGACUAAAAUUGGCAUGGCUAACCUUCUAGGCUACCCUUGAUGGUUUCUUCUAUGACCGGUCAAAAUUUCUUAGUGAAAAAUUUUUUUGUUAUAUUUAAUUUGUUUUUUUUCCCUAGUGACUGUUUAGUGUCUCCUUCCAUUUCUCAUCUGAUGGGGGUGACAAACAGCCAUGUGAAAUGUUUUGUAGCUGUACCUGCAAAAUAUCUUUGUUCACCUUCUCAUAUAGUUUUGCUCUCUAGUAUAUUUCUUGAGCUAUGUUUUUGUAUUAUUUCUUUGCUUUCUGUGAAUUUUUGUUUUAAACUUGGGACCACCAGGUUAUAAAGAAGGUAUAUGUUCUUACCUGACAGCUGUACCCCCUGGUAGACUGCACAGUAAUCUGAAAACAGAGCAAUUGGUAGCUGACAUGCUUUAAAAUUAAUUCUGAAUGGCAUUUUUUCUUUCCUUUCUUUAAAAAAAAUUUUUUAAACAAACCCCACACAAACGGAAUUAGUCCAUGACCACUCGUUUUCUACGACGUCUUUUGGGGUAACUUGUCCAACCAGCAGCCUGUUACUGUCCAUGACUAACUGUAAGUGCUUAUGAUGGAAUAAAUUGUUUUUCUACAUAA